Messenger RNA from Ustilago hordei, 3492 nucleotides. RefSeq lists its product as uncharacterized. The coding region runs from base 1 to 3492 and encodes 1163 amino acids. The transcript has a single exon. The record is from RefSeq and is a predicted model, not a curated record. Lineage: Eukaryota; Fungi; Basidiomycota; Ustilaginomycetes; Ustilaginales; Ustilaginaceae.
AUGUCGCUGCUCGCACCCUUCGGAUUUGGACAGAAACAUGCCUACUUCCAUGUCCAACUCACCAUACACGAAGUCAGCAACGUCCCACUCGUCACUGGUCUCUUUGCGUGCAAGUGGAAGAUCAAAGGCUCCCAUUCGCUAGCCAGUCUACAACACUCUGCAGCCGCUGCCGCACACCAACAGGCCUCGCGCGUCGUCUCCACUGCAGCUCGCAAAGGCAAGGAUGUCGUCUCCUCCAAGGAAGCCGCUAAGGACAUCCAAGCAACAGACCAUGACUCGGGCGCUUCCAACAGCUUAGCCAUUGGUCCUCCACAUGAAUACGCUCAAAGACAACCCAUCGACCCCAACAGCACCGACGCAGCUUCGUUCAUCAGUGUAUCUAGCAGAAGUACAUCUCACCAUAAUCUUCACAAGCCCGCCUUCAUCAGCAACCUGCUUCGUCACAAGGAUAAGGACCAUGGCAAGAUGAAGGAUGACGAUUCACAAUCACAGUCUAGCGUGCCUGUUCUGUCAUCAGAUCCUACCGGUCUCAACAGCGACCGUGCAUCUCUCGCUCCAGAGGAGGACACCGAUGCCGCCUCGUCAUCCAGUCCAACCUCGCGCAGGGACAGCACCACCAGUCGCAAAACAUCUGCUUCUCGCCCAAAGUCAAUAAAGGAUGUCGCGCGGCAGAAGGCUACCGAGACACAUGACAACAACAUAGACCCUUUCCUCUUUUUCACACAGGAACCCAAAGGCGAGACCGACUUUACAAAAGUUCAUGAGCACCGGGUCGAGUGGGGACGUGACAUUCAGAUCGGAAUGCGCGUCGGUAUCGGCAAGCCAAAAACUUCAGGACACAACGACACUUCCCACAGUAACAGUCGUAACGACAGUCCCGCCUUGUCAUCCAAAUCCAGUGCCAAGGAUCUUCGAGCGCGCUCUCACCGUGAGCAGCAUCUUGAAGAUAUCACUACAGCGUGGGGUCGUCUGAUGAACUCGGAGCUCAAGCUCACCAUCAAGCAAGAGAUGCCCGCCAACACAAAGUCGACCACACACCCUUCCGUGCUUGGUCACGUCUUGAUCGAUCUCUCCGAGUUUGCUCCCGAACCGCCAAGCUCAAGCUCCGGCAGCCGCCAUCAUCACCAUCACCACCACCACCACCAUCAUCAUCAUCGUCACCAUCACCAUGGUCCAGGGGGCGAGCACUCGUAUCGCGAACGCACUCAGCGAACAGAGACUAGGAAGUUCUUGCUGAACGACAGCAAGACCAAUGCUACCGUCAAACUCACCAUCCAAAUGACCUUCCUUGGUGGCGCGCGAGAAUACUAUGUUCCACCGAUUACAAACGGUCUCAUGGUCAAUGGUCUCGGCUCCAUCAUGGCGUCUAAUUUGCUCGAAGCUGUUUCGCGGGACAGCGCUUCAGGUACGGCUGGGAACGGCUCUGGCUCCUUGGAUAGUGGAGGCACCUCUGACGAGAGCAGUCUACGUAACGAGCCCGUUCGCGCUACUGCUCACAUCCGCAAUCGAGAGCUCAUAGGUCAAGGUCUGCCCAGUGCUAGCAGUCUAUCGUUGGGACACAUGUCUUUCUAUUCACAGCACAACAUGUAUGGACCACCACUCAAGUCCAUCUACACCAAGCAGAAGUGGAAUAACAAAGUCCCGACUGAGAAUCUUGUCGCUGGCACUCCUGGCUCGGAAGGUGCCAAGAAGAAGCCGCUUCGCACCUCAGAUACUUCCUUUUUCUCAAGUCGCAACCCGGCGGAUCAAAGACCUGAUGAUCUCAUGGAAGCUCUCUUCAAAGGCAUCGCUGUGGGCGGCCGUCAGAAUGGCCAGGUCCAGGAUAAUACUGUAGCUUCAAAGCCGGCCGCAGCUCCUGCGCAGAACUCCGAACAUCUGGUAACUGCGGUCGACUCACAGUCGUUACAACUUGAGCACAAGGCAAGCCACUCGCCUGAAAGGACGCGAGAACGUCCACGCACCGUGAGCACUACGUCCAACGUCUCGAAGAAGUCGGAUCGUUCCUUCUCUUUCGCCUUUCACAAAUCUAAGGACAAGGAUAAGGACAAGUUCGCAGACAAGGACAAUGAACUCCGCAAGCAGCGUCUGGCACAGGGCAAGGAGAAGGCAAAAGGGAAGAAAAGCAGCUUCAUGGCUCGCAGCAAGAGCGCGUCCAGCCUCGAUGUGGUCAGUCUGCCUGGCGACAAGGCCAGGAGUACUCAUCUCAGCGUUCCCGCUUCGGAUGGCGGCAGACUGACGCCCGGGCUUCUAGUAGAGUCACCUUCUGCAUCGACAGAGGCUCAUUCUCGUCCAAGCAACGAAACCACAUCCACUGGCGCUUCGCCCACUGCCACACGUGCGUCAACCAAGCGUCUUUCGUCUGUCAGAUGGAACCUCGGUGAUGAAGUUUCGUCAGCAGUCCCAACGCCACCGACACCGUCACAGGAGAUUACGCCAGUUGGUGAGACGAUGGACAAGGAAGCACUCGAUCGCGCAGCAAUGCCGCCACCACCCUCUGUUGUCGUAGACCACGCCUAUAUCCCAAUCCGUGCAGGCGGCAUCACUGCUGCUUCUUCAUCUGCUCUCAACUUGACCGGUUCACAGACAUCCCUGCCCGAUGCGACUGCAGCAGCCGCAAUUGGCGACGAUAGCGCCCCCGAAGACGGCAGCAACCCUCUUCUCACUCCUCGCGCAGAGCCCCUAUCCUUGCAGCCUCCCGUUUCAGCGUCAACAGGUUCCAAAAGGGACGCCGAUGCGGCAAGCAUCCGCACUUUCUCUUCGGUCACGAGUGCGCCAGGCGACGAGAAGAGAAAGAUUUCCUCGAAUGACCUGAAAAGUCUCUACCAAGCUGGCUUGUCGAUUCCUCAGAGCUUAUCAACCAACACAUCCGUCGGCCUUGAUCGUCUGAAGAAGACCAGCCGCGCCAUCGGUCAAUUCGCCAAGGAUGCCAAAGAAGCCGCAAAGGCGAGCCGUCCAUUCUCGCGACCCAAUUCGAGCGCCGAUGUAGCCAUGUCUUUCCGCGACAGUCAAGGUGUCUCUGGCCGGGAACGUCGCUCGAAGGGCAAUCGCGGGAUUGAGCCAUCCGAGGCUGCUUCCAAGGGUUGGUCUGGUGCAGGAUGGCUUCGACCCAUCUCAACGGCACCUGCGCCGCUGCCGCCAUCUUCUCCCGACCUGUCAUCGUCCGAACAGGAUGAUUUCGAAGAGGUAGAUGGUCUCGACUCGAGCGGUGUAGAUCGAUUCGGAUCGCUUGCUUCGCGGAAUUCGGACGGUCGACGCUCGUCCGCCACUGAUCAGACCGCUUUUUCGGAUCUGCUGAACACGCCAAACACGGCUGCGACGAAGAGUUUCCGUUCCGACCGUCCCCAACACAAUCGCAGUGACUCGUUUGCGUCGGUGUAUCAUGAUGUUCAGGAUGAUGACAAUGUCUGGCUUGAGAAAGCUGUCAGGUUCGAUGCAAAGGCUGUCAACACUACCACCAUUCCGAUGCAAGGCCAGGCCUUCCGAUUUCACUAA